This is a messenger RNA of Annulohypoxylon truncatum, 2936 nucleotides long. RefSeq lists its product as uncharacterized. The record is from RefSeq and is a predicted model, not a curated record. The transcript has 5 exons. The coding region runs from base 750 to 2456 and encodes 568 amino acids. NCBI's taxonomy places the organism in Eukaryota, Fungi, Ascomycota, Sordariomycetes, Xylariales, Hypoxylaceae.
UUCAGCUCUGCUUAGAAAGAAGCAAACGUUGAGUGGAAGGCAACAGACAUUCACUGAAGAUCAAGUGGUUGAGGAAUACAACAUCCAGAAAGGGAAAAUGACAGAAAAAAUGACAGCUCUAAAACGGACACCUGCGCCCGUCAACCCAAAUAUCAUAUGCUCGAUUCCAGAGUUUACGUAUUAGACAUUACGACGUCUCUUAUUCACUUCUCACAUCACUCAGUUAGGCAUGCACACAUCUGACAAAGGCUAAAGACUGUAACUUUAGGGAACGUCAAUAGCAAACGCCGUUCCGUCACUAGAUUUCCAAUGUUUCAGCGAGAAAAUUUAAGGUAACUUGGGGCAAAUACAUCAACGACAAGUAUCAGCAACGAACACUCGUGGCUCAGUAUGCUGUUCAACCUCGUUUGCUUCGAAUGUUCUGGCUCCAAUAAAGUCGGGCGAACCACACAAGAAUAGCUGGAUUCGGCCUAUGCAUUUCUAGACAGAAAUUAGGCACCUCUGUUUGCAUCCUCGGUAUGGGAUGGAGGCUACAUGCUUCUACUAAAGGCUGCCUUGUUGACUUAGUCACAGCACGAUGAAAUACGAUCGUCUAGCCCGAUCUCAAUACCAUAUAAGAACCUAUACCCUUUAUAUUAUAUCAGGACAGUGUAGGAAUUCUAAGCCUCUUCGUUUCAUAACUGACACUGGUACUUUGGUCAAAUUAUCGCGAAUCUUCUCCCAUACGUGGUACCUUUCUCGGUAUUAUUAUGGAUUUUUUUGACUCAAGAACCCUUUAUCCCCCAUCUAUUUCAUCCCCUUCUAUUAGAGGAGGAUCAAUACAGAAUAUGGAUGGCAGCUCUGAAAAAUCCGGGAGCAAAGGCGGACAGAACGGAGGUGGAAGCUCCAAAUUAGCACACAAAAUGCAUGCGAGCCUACAUAAUCAGAUCUCACUUCUCAGGAGACUUCCGGAGAAUGACGACCUUGAUGAGAUAAUGACAGCUCCCCUGUUUACCUAUCCGGUACUCAGAAAUGCUGCGAGUCUAGCUACCGACGCCUCCAAGACUCCAUUCGCCCAAUACGCACUCCUCGCCGGGGACGCGGACAUAAUGCGAGACGUUCCUAAAGCGGACCCGCACAUAUUUUACAACGUGACCACGCCGUCGAGCAUGUUCAUCUGCGGUAGCCAGGGGUCGGGCAAGAGUCACAGCCUAUCCUGCAUGCUCGAGAAUUGUCUGCUCCCCGCUCCAUUACUUGGGAAUCUCCCGAAACCCCUGACCGGCAUCGUAUUCCACUACGACACAUUCAUUUCUGAUUCCGGGGGCAUACCUUGCGAAGCGGCAUAUCUCUCCACGGACCCUCGCGUCAAGGUCCGCGUCUUGUGCCCACCAACAAACGUUACCACCAUAAAGGAUACAUACAGCUGCCUUAAGAAUGUGAGGGUUGAGGAGUUACGGCUUAAGGAGUCAUAUCUCAACACCAAACGUAUGUUAGAACUCAUGGCAUUUGGCGACGGACACCAGCCUCUCUAUAUGCACGUCAUCCAGAGAAUCCUAAGAGACAUGCGAAUCGCACAACAGCAAACCAGGUCCGGCUUCAAGUACAACGACUUCGUAAGAGCGCUACAAGACGAGAAAUUAAUGCCCGAUCAGAUGCGACCUCUACAGCAACGCCUGGACACUCUAGAAAGCUUCAUGGUUCCGGAACAAAUUGGUCCUGGAGCGCAAAUGUUCCCUGCUAAUUCUAAAGCUCAGAAGCGUGCGAAUAAGAAAGCAACGUCUGGUGGCACGAAUUGGACUCCUCAGUCGGGGGAACUUAUCAUCGUCGAUCUCUCAUGUCCAUGCAUCACGCCGAGCAUGGCGUGUUCACUAUUCAACAUAUGCCUCGCAAUAUUCCUGGAGCAGAAAACCCCGCUGGGGCGAGUCAUCGCCCUAGAUGAAGCGCACAAAUACAUGGGCGAGACGGUCGAAUGCGAGACCCUCACGAACAACCUGCUGUCGGUAAUUCGCCUUCAGCGUCACCUCGGCGCUCGCGUUAUCAUUUCGACCCAGGAGCCGACCAUAUCACCAAAGCUGCUCGAUCUCUGCAGCAUCACCGUCGUGCACCGAUUCACCUCACCGGAUUGGCUGAAGAUGCUCACGAAACAUCUCGCGGGGAUUUCUAUGGCGUCGAAAAUGGAAAGAAGGGGCGAGGACGGCAACCAAGACGCAGGGUGGGGGAUCGGAACCGACAGCGCCAGCGGCCUACAUGAUUUAGUGGCCUCGUCGAGCGAUCCUAUCAUCGAGCUCUUUUCUCACAUUGUCAGGCUCAAGACCGGCGAGGCGCUGGUGUUUGCUCCCGGCGCGAUGAUCGACUUUGAGAAACAGAAUUCUCAGACGGAGAAGAUUAAGAGCACACGACUGGCUCAUCGCAUCAUGCGCGUCGUGAUCAGAGCUCGCAUUACCAUGGACGGAGGUAGGAGUAUUAUGGCUACUUAGGUAUUUAGAUGAUUCGGGGAUCAUGUCAGUCGUCUGGUGUAAGAUAGGGGUUACCGUUUUACGACAUUUGUUUUCUCCGACUAUUAAAAGCUACUGGGUACCUACUGUCGGCGCUCUUGUGAUGAUGGUUGAUAACUUGAUUACUUGUUAAUUGGAUUCAAGAUCGGGUUAUAAAAUUCGAGGCCUCGAAUAUUGUAAAACUCGCUUGUCAAGGUGUAUUGAAAUUUUAAGGGUAAUAAAGUAUUCCCGUACAUGGUCAAGAGGGUCGAUCUGAUAGCCACAACAUGGAAACUAAAAUUCCUCUGAUGGACUGCUCGUUAAAUGUAUUAUGGAGGUUUUCCUUUCUUUCUCUUUCCGUUUCUCCACGAAAACCUCUAGGUAAUUAACUUGCAUGCCGUGAUAAUAAUAAGCUUCUAUGAGGGGCUAUCGAAACCAUGCAAAUAAAAUAUAGUCAACUACCUAGGUACCGAGGAGUUGGGG